AUGUCUUCUACAGGCUCACGGCGACAUGGCCGAGUCUUGGGUCAUGCAGUGGCAGUAAACCCAGCAAAACCACCUUCGGUGAUGGUGCCUUCAGCAGCUGCAUUGUCGCCAUUGCCUCCAUCGUCUUUAACUCAAUCAACACCCACCGCAAUCCCCACACUGACAGUUUCGCCGUCAUCUCCAGGAAGAAUAGAUUCUCCACUUUCCUUAACAUCCGUGGACUCUUCGUCAUCUUCACUUACUUCUGAUGAACAAGUAAAUUCACCUUCUUUGGUAUGUCCCAUUUGUAAUGAAACAAUGGUGACGUUACUACAGUUAAACAGACACAUUGAUGACACGCAUUCCGAAAUUGAAAAAAAGGAUGAGGAUAUUCUCAAGUCGUGGUUUAAAAAAAAGGUCGAACAAGCGCGUCAACUCCCCUCGGUAUCACUUUUCAAUAACAAGUUUGCAAAAUUAGAUAUAUUUGACUCGGAAGAUAGUGGUACGUCGCCCCCAUUAUCUUCCUCUGAUGCACUUGGAACGUCACCGAAAAAAAGUGUAACUGCGCCCACAGCACCCCCUAUCCCUCGAUUCACAGUUACUAAGGAGCACUGGCAAAAACCGACUUCUUACGAUAAAUGUUCAGAUAUUGUUUGUGAUAAGGCAUUAAAUACUAGAAAUGGAUCAGUCAAUUGUAGGAAAUGUGGCAAAUUAUUUUGUACAGAGCAUACUCGAUACCAAAUGAAGUUGGAUAAAAAUGCGCAACAUGACCCUAUUAACGGCAUAUGGUCUCGAUGUUGCGAAACGUGCUUUAAGUCAAGGGAGGGUUACUUUGAUACAACUGGCUCAGUAGUUGAUAUUUCAAAAGAUUUUUUUGCCGCACGGCAAAAGAAGAUGGAUAUUCAAGAACUAGAAGUGAAUAAGCUUGAAAAACGAUUGGCCAAGCUCAUUUCUGCACUUACGGAUCCCAAGUUUUCAUCAAACGAUAAUAGCAGUGUGCUAACAUAUUCCAAGGCGAACCAACGACGGGAUGCAGAGAAAAGUGUCAUUAAAUGGCAAGCAGAUGCUGUGGUACACAAUUGUCCCAUUUGUGGGCAUCAUUUUGGAUACACAUUAAGGAAACAUCACUGUCGUUUGUGUGGCCGUGUCAUUUGUGCCAACCUUACAACUAACUGUUCACGGGAGGUUCCGAUUUCACUUUUAGUUGAGAAGCUUGAUAGUGAUGGUGGGGAUAUAAUGGAGAGCAUAUCGUUUUACAGGAAUGGGGGUAGUAAUGGGGACCAAUACAGUUCGCAGCAUUAUCAUCAUGGGAAGCACACGUCUGCUCAUGCGAUUCGGAUUCAAAUCAGUAGGGCCAAUGACAUUAGCAUACGAUUGUGUCAGGAAUGCAAAAACACGCUGUUCGCCCGACGAAACUUUGAAGCAGACCUACGGGCAAGUGCUAAGCCUGCAAUUGUAGGAGCAUACGAGGCUUUGAUGAGGAUUCGGCGAUCAAUUGAUGUGACACUGCCGCAGUUCCAGAGGCUGCUUGCUGAAGUGAAUGAUCUCAAAAAGGAGCCGAGUGAGGAUACGUUGUUGGAAGCAGGCAAGAUUCGGAAACGGUUGAUGGAUGGAUUUGUUCAGCUGGAUAAUGCCUCUCGACGGGUUCAAAAAGUGGGAACCACAACAGAAACAGAAGUGAGGUUAAAGAAGCAGAUUGUGGUUGAUAUCACGCAGUAUUUGCAGGACCACAUGAUUCCAUUAAAAGCACUUCCUCGAGUUUUAAAGAAGAAUAAUUCUAGUGAAAAUCAGGCGGCCGCAGUUGCUGAAACGAGUGCCACUUCUGGAGCAGGAGAAAUAGAACAGGGAGAAGAAGAAGAAGAAGAAGAAGAAGAAGAUGAUGAUGAUGAUGGUGGGGAAAAUUUGAGUGAACAUGAAGUGAAAGAACUUCAGGAGCAGUUGAUUAUUUUGGAGGAGCAGCGGUUUUUGGUAUCUAAAAUGAUUAGCGAAGCGAGUGCAAAACGGCGAUUUGACGAGAUUCAGCCGUUACAGCAGAGCGUUGAUGAUUUGGAGAGCGAGAUGACCAAGGUACGAACACGGUUAGGGAAGCGAAACCAGAUUAUUUAG
Molecule: messenger RNA, 2085 nt
Organism: Magnusiomyces paraingens
Lineage: Eukaryota; Fungi; Ascomycota; Dipodascomycetes; Dipodascales; Dipodascaceae
Exons: 3
Coding region: 1-2085 (694 amino acids)
Biological process (GO): DNA repair
Molecular function (GO): metal ion binding; DNA binding
Source: RefSeq, a predicted model, not a curated record